This is a messenger RNA of Mesorhabditis spiculigera, 1227 nucleotides long. The record is from the annotation of a GenBank genome assembly. Lineage: Eukaryota; Metazoa; Nematoda; Chromadorea; Rhabditida; Rhabditidae.
AUGCAAUGGUGGACCAUCACCCUUCUCAUCUGCUCAUAUGGCGUAUUAAAAGCCUUCCGCCCAUCCGAGCCAUACCUAUACCAAUAUGAGCAUGAAACCCUCAACAUCUCGGAAAAAGACCUUGAAGGAAAAGUCUACCCAUUAUGGACGUAUUCCUAUAUGGCAUUCCUGGUCCCUGUCUUCCUCCUAACUGAUUUACUUCUAUAUAAACCAGUAGUAGUCCUCGAAGCCAUUGCAUAUGUCACUUGCUGGGUGUUAUUUGUAUUCGGGCGUAAGGGAAAUGUCUUGAUCCAGCAGUUAAUCGAGGUCAGCUACGGUGUGGCCACAGCUACAGAAAUUGCAUAUUACGCCUAUAUUUAUAUAAAAGUUGACAAGGAGCAGUAUAAGAAGGUCACUUCUUAUACACAUGCAGCAUUGUUGAUUGGAAAAUGCUUGGCAUAUUUUUUGGCUCAGUUGUUAAUCGCCACCAAAUGGACAAAUUACAAAACAUUGAAUUGGAUAUCGCUUGGCUCCCUUUGUCUAGCCUUUGUAGUUUCCGUAAUAUUACCUAUGGUUUCCUGGCGUACGGCAUACCAAAAAUUGCUAGAAAUGAGGAUGGAAGAUGAAAAACCUGCUCCUUUGGUGUUUGAUGAAGUUCCAACGUAUCCCCGUUAUGUCAGAGCUCAUUUUUCACGCUGGUUUAAGGAGCUAAAAGGUAUCUACAGCCAAUCAUUUCUUGUGAAAUGGUCAUUAUGGUGGGCGAUGGCUAGUUGCGCGUAUUUUCAGGUUGGAAAUUACUCACAAACACUGUGGGGUAGUGUUCACGGGAAGAAGGUGUGGAAUGGAAUAACAGAAGCAAUUUGUCCUUUAAUCGCAAUUCCUGUUGUGCUAUUAAUGCAAAAAGUCGAAGUCGAUUGGAAGAAAUGGGGCGAGCUUUUCCUGUGUCUAAUGUCACUGAUUGACGGCGCACUAUUGGCUAUUGCUUCCCAGACGUCUAGUAUUUAUUUAAUAUUUAACCUAGCUUCUCGAAUACGGGCUACAUCAACGGCUUUGGUAUUUGGUUUGAAUACCUUCGUGGCACUCGUGAUGCAGUCUAUUUUGACAGCCAUAGUGGCCGAUCAGCAUGGCUUGGCGCUUGACAUCCGGCCACAGUUUGUGGUCUACGCAUGUUUUCAUGGGGUGAUCGCUGUCAUCUUUUCGGGGCCGAUAUUCUUGAAGAUUAUUCGAUGGUCAGCAAGGUUUCGGAGU